CAGAGCGCCUGCCAGUAAAAAGAAACCCCAAUCAAACGAACACCAACGUACCACGUUUGGCAAAUAUACAGACACGAUGGCACAGGCACGAAGUAAACACAGAAGACAAACAAUGCGAAGUGCAUUGCAAUACGCUAGUGUACGUUGUAUUACCUGCGUACUGCCGAUGCUAUUGUUGCUCGCGAUCAGCGGAAGGGUCGAUGGCAGCUAUCACUCCGGUGUUAGCCCGAUGCCGCACGUGCCAGCAGUACCGAAAGAUCCUAAUUCACGUUGCGAAGAAAUUACCAUCCCAAUGUGUCGCGGUAUCGGAUACAAUCUAACAUCGUUUCCGAACGAGAUGAAUCACGAAACGCAGGAGGAAGCCGGACUGGAGGUGCACCAAUUUUGGCCACUGGUAGAAAUCAAAUGCUCGCCAGAUUUGAAAUUCUUCCUUUGCUCAAUGUACACACCGAUCUGUAUCGAGGACUACCACAAACCGUUACCGGUGUGUCGGAGCGUGUGCGAACGGGCGAGAGCCGGUUGUGCACCGAUUAUGGAGUCAUACAGCUUCAACUGGCCAGAGCGAAUGGCUUGUGAAAAUUUGCCUGUUUCGGGCGAUAGUGAUAAUUUGUGCAUGGAAAUGCCGAGUGAGGAAGAGCAUGGCGAUCGCGGUACAGGCGGUGCCUCCGCCGGCGGCAGUGGCGGUUCGGGACAUGCUGGCAAACCGACGCGCAAAUCGCACGGUGGCAGCAGCAGUGGUGGUCAAGGCAGCGGUGGUGCCAACCAGCAAAACAACAAAUGCAAGGGCAAGAAUUCAAAAAACUGCCAAAAUCCCCCAGGGGAAAGAACAAAAGAGUGCAUGUGCCGGUGCCGGGAGCCACUGGUCACCCUGGGGAGGGAAAGCACCACAACACUACUGCACCAUCACGGCAGCCUAAGCAGCAACCAAAGUGUAGAAAGGGUCGGCGACGUGCAAAACUGCGCGAUCCCGUGCCGGGGAGCGUUCUUCACCCAGGAGGAAAAGGACUUCGCUGGCAUCUGGAUAGCGCUGUGGUCCGGCCUAUGCGGCAUAAGCACCCUAAUGACACUGACCACCUUCCUCAUCGACACCGAAAGGUUCAAGUACCCUGAGAGACCGAUCGUUUUCCUGUCCGCGUGCUACUUCAUCGUUUCCUGUGGCUAUCUGACGCGCAUCUUUCUCGGCCACGACGAAAUCGCAUGCGAUGGGAAAUCGAUCAAAUACCCAUCGACAGGGCAGAGCUCCUGCACUAUGAUUUUCAUUAUGAUUUACUUCUUCGGCAUGGCUUCGUCGAUCUGGUGGGUCAUCCUUUCGUUCACCUGGUUCUUGGCGGCUGGACUGAAAUGGGGCAACGAAGCGAUAUCGAAACAUUCGCAGUAUUUCCAUCUUGCCGCGUGGCUCAUUCCGACCGUACAGACUGUGUCGGUUUUAUUGCGACCUGCCGUUGACGGUGAUCCUGUCGCCGGUAUUUGCUACGUCGGUAACACCUCCGUCGAGAAUCUGAAGAACUUCGUGCUGGCUCCGUUGUUCAUGUAUCUGGUCGUUGGAACUACCUUCCUGAUGGCCGGAUUUGUAUCGCUGUUCCGCAUUCGAUCCGUGAUCAAGCAGCAGGGUGGUAUCGGUGCCGGGUCCAAGGCAGACAAGCUGGAGAAGUUGAUGAUUCGGAUAGGCAUCUUCAGUGUGCUGUACACCGUUCCUGCGACUAUCGUCAUCGGUUGCCAUCUGUAUGAGGCGUCCUACUUCGAGGACUGGAUGACCGGACUAACGUGUCCGUGCAAGGUGGCACCCGGUCUCCGACAGAAACCACUGUACUCGGUGCUCAUGCUGAAGUACUUUAUGGCGCUAGCCGUCGGCAUUACAUCGGGCGUUUGGAUCUGGUCCGGUAAAACGGUUGAUUCAUGGCGGCGGCUCUGGAGAAGGCUGUUCGGUUCGCCCGAUCCUACCGGUGCGGGACAGGUACUGAUUAAGCCGCGACCUCCGCUACCCCAGCCGUACGCGACGUCCGGUAUCGGUGUGCCAGGAUCAGCGGCAGCUUCGCUUCUGGCUACACCGUACACACAGACCGUUGGCAGUGUGGCUUCCACCAGCCACCAUCAUCUGCACCAUCACGUUCUCAAGCAAGCACCGCUGAGCCACGUAUGACCUGGAGAUAUAGGCGGCGCAUCUACCUUAACAGCCGGAUCCGGAUCGGUCGUUGAUCCGCGCGCCGUCUCAGUCGUUGUAACGCUUCCCGGCCCGCAACCAGGGCAAGCACUCAGCGAUUAUGGUCCGAUAUAGUUGACCGUACGACCAGAUACGGCAGCUCGAAGAAUACCACCCAGCAAUCUAAGUGAACUGUGAAUACCGCAUCGGUCCGCAACACUUCCAACUCGACGAUUUGCUUCUGGAGGACGAAUGCUUUCUCUCGAGCCAUAUACAGCCAUUGCACAUAGACACACACACAAACAAUUGUUUGCGCGAGUUUUGUAAGAGCAGAGCAGUGUGUUUUCGUCCAUUGUCCAGCAGGUGGUAGCAAUACGUUAGGAAUGGAGCCGACCGAAUGCGAAUGCGGAGCGUGAAAGCAAUUCUUAAUAGUAUUAAAACCAACUCAACUCAAAUCGAUACUACUUCUACUAUGCGCUAACUAUGUGGACACACUUGUCAUUGGUGUACGCGUGGUGGCGCGAACCAGACUAAAAUGCUGCUACCACUGAUCACACCAUACGCUAUCAUUAUGCUCUAUCUACCUUAUCCGUAAUCAUGCGCCCCACAUACAUCAUAUGAAUAUGAAUUAAAGCUCCCUGCGAAUAACUUAUCCGACAGACAAGCAUUAUUGUAAGGACAGUUUCAAGUUAGCGGCUCUCUUUCUAGUCGACGAUGUGGUUAGUAGUGGAAUAGUGUUUUUAGAGAUGGUAAUAGAUACAUUGUUCGUGGCGAUGGAGUAUGGAGUUGUGGAUGUUUGUAAGUUAUAUUUUAUACAUAGAGCUAAACAACCCACAAACGUAAGGAAAGGAACGGAACAAAACAGUACGGGAAUGUAAGCACUAAAAAAAACCAUUUCUUCCGAUCGUUGUCGAUCGGUAGCGAUCGAAAAAAGUGAAGUGAAUAUCGAACAAUAACUGCGCAAGAAAGAAGGAAACCGCAAGUGACAAUACCUUUUCACUCCUAUUCAUACAGGCAAGAAACGAAGCAAAAACAAACGUGUUUUUUUUUUAAAUUAUGUAAUGAACAUCGGGCAUUUUAACCGAUCAUCGACCCAAAAGGAAGGCAUCCUCUCAAAUGUCCUCACUGCCACCAACAAUUAUGUUUCUUUCGAAUCAUUACACUUUAAACAAUUUCCACCUAAAAAGGACAGUAUUGCAUUGUCCUUUGUACUAUAGUGCUUCUACAGCAGCGAAACACUCAAAGUAAAUCCUACUUCUACAAAGGUGCAUUUUGAUGAAACUUUUAUACGUAAUUAGAGUUAAUUUGAAACGCUAUUCGAAAUUAAGCAACGAACGUAAAUUGAAAUUUACUACUCCCUGCGUCCUUCCGGGAAGCAAAUAGCAGUGUGCUGUCCAAAUCAUACAUACAUAUUUGCAAAUUAUUGUCAUCCAUUCUGUAUCUGUGUUUGAUAGAGUUAAGUGCAGUCUCGCCGAAGUGCGUAAAUUGCAUUUCGUUAGAGAGCAACAACAAAAAAACAUACAAACGCUUUGAAAUCUUGUAGUCCCCUUAACUCAACGCUUCGAAUGUCUUCAUGCCUUCUGUGCACAUUGUUGCAAAACGGAUUGCAUUUGCUCUGCACGUUAUUGUUUUGUUUACGUUUGUUUCUUUCGUUUGUAGCGCGUUCCGUUCUUGGUUCUUGGUUUAGCUUUCUCCACAUCUGUUUGCCAAGUUUCAUACUCUCGUCCAGUGCAAGUUUCUCUCAGAUUGCCAUAUAAAUGUCACGGGCUCGACACCCUAUCCACGCCAUUGGGGAGGGGUUUGCAAGUGACGGUUAAGGUGUAAGGUUAGGUUUAAGUUAAGCUUUGUUCGAUUCACCUUCCACUAGGGAUUCACUUUACGGUCGUGUAAGAUACGUUUGGAGAUGCUUCAUGCAACGUUUUUUUUAUUAUUUACUUAGUUUGUUUCAUUUUUGUUACUAUUUGUUGCCUUAGGUUCGGAAUGGACGUUGCAAAACUGUCGGCAAUUCUGUUUUGCAUUUGGUGAACCAAUGAAACGUAUGUUGUCUCCGCUUUGUUUAAUAUAUGGCUUAACAAUAGAGUAGACACCGAAUCUCAUCCUCCACCCGUGAUAGCAUCCGAUGACCAACCGGUGUAAGCCACGGGUUGAAGGAUGAACUGUACAUAUCAACCGGACGCAAUGGCAAAUACAUUUGGAUGCAAUUUUGUACGCAGAGUUCAUAGUAUCCGUUUCAAAUUGUUGCCACGUCAACCAUCCCACGUUGUAAUGUCGCCAAACACCUACAGACAAAGGGACAUAGGUAACGGAUUAUCCAAAAAAAAAUGAGCAAAGUGUAAAUGUUUUGUAAUUUAUUUGUCACCCUUGGAUAGGUUAGGCUUAGGUGAACCGAUCAGCUUGAUCCAGAUGUUCGUUAUAUUGUAUGGUCGGAGGCUCCUCCAGCCCCAAUACCCAGAAGCAUGGUGUAUUCGCUUUUGUACAGUACGAUAAACAGAUACUUAGAUGCGUAAGGUACAAGAGAUAAAAGCAGAACAAUAAGAGCAAACACUAUCUUUAAUCAGUCAGCAAAAACAUCGUGCUGGCAACAGAUAGAUAAUAGCACAUGAUGAUGUCAAACAGUACGGAUAUUUCGGAUUCGGUUGCUUUCCUGAAAAUCACAAAAACCUAUCAAAAAUGAAAUCUCGGCAUAAAAGCAAUUGCAACACUAAUCGGAACUGUCCUACACUCAUUAAGGUACAGGGCAAAAUAUUCGUUUGUUGUCUUUCGAGUCUUUUCAACGUAAAAAAGCAACCCCCAAAACACUAUUUAUGUAGCGCAGUGUGCAGACUGUGUGUAAUAGAGAUCAGGGAACACCAAAGGCAACUAAAGCUCCCACAUUAUGUUAUCCCUUCGAAUGCUGCUGUAAUUACAUCUCGUUUCGAUCUAAAGGUUACUGCUGAUAACAAGUUAGUGGUGAGGGAAAAAUAAAACAAUUCCAACGAUCAUGCACAACAUGGGAAGAUGGACAUGCGCGCCCAAAGUGAAGCGGCGAUAGUAUCCAAUGGAUAUUGUUUUGCGCUGAAGGUUCAACAGAAGUGAAGAAGAGAAAAAGAAAAUUUACAAAUAAAGGACAAGUUUUAAAAUUAUCUGGUUUUAACAGAUACAUAGACUGUA
Molecule: messenger RNA, 5290 nt
Organism: Anopheles funestus (African malaria mosquito)
Lineage: Eukaryota; Metazoa; Arthropoda; Insecta; Diptera; Culicidae
Gene: fz2
Product: frizzled-2
Exons: 1
Coding region: 77-2140 (687 amino acids)
Biological process (GO): canonical Wnt signaling pathway; non-canonical Wnt signaling pathway
Cellular component (GO): plasma membrane
Molecular function (GO): Wnt-protein binding; Wnt receptor activity
Source: RefSeq, a predicted model, not a curated record